Pangasianodon hypophthalmus (striped catfish) is the source of this 5473-nucleotide messenger RNA. RefSeq names its product fibulin 2 (gene fbln2). Bases 350 to 4537 code for a protein of 1395 amino acids. NCBI's taxonomy places the organism in Eukaryota, Metazoa, Chordata, Actinopteri, Siluriformes, Pangasiidae. The transcript is spliced from 18 exons. The record is from RefSeq and is a predicted model, not a curated record. Gene Ontology annotation, molecular function: calcium ion binding. Gene Ontology annotation, cellular component: extracellular region.
CAUGACUUAACUUCUUUUUCUUGGCUAGAGAGGUAUUGUAGGGAACAGUCUUUAACUUGUGUCCCUCCCCUCCGAGUUAGUUAGCGGGGUCGUGGAGCGCAGCUGUGUGGAAGCUGGAGCUCUGCACACACAUCAACUCGCUAUUCGGAACUUUGGCACGAGACCGGCAGCGCGCGAGCUCCCUCUCCACACACUUCUCUAGGUUUCACUGACCGCUGACAGUUCAAGAGACGAGAGACAAGCUUGUUUCAUAUUGUGCAGGAUUGGAGAAACCAGUACCCAGCUUUGUUUACUAUACUAAAACUAAUAUAACUUCAUAUCUGAAUAACUGGCAGCCCGCUUUGCCAUAAUGAGGGUGUUGUUUUUGCUGCUUUUGCUCUGUGCGAGUGAAAGUCUCUGCCAGAAAGACUGUACUGGAGUGGAGUGUCCACUUCUUAACAACUGUAUUGAGGAAGUUUUGGAAAAUGGUGCCUGUUGUGCCACUUGUCUACAAACUGGCUGCACAUGUGAGGGCUACCAGUACUAUGACUGUAUUAAUGCUGGCUUCAGAUCUGGCCGGGUUCCCGAGGGAGAAUCUUAUUUUGUGGACUUUGGAAGUACAGAGUGCUCUUGUCCACAGGGCGGCGGGCGGAUCAGUUGCCAUUUUAUUCCAUGUCCUGAGCUUCCCGCUAACUGCAUUGAAGUGUCGGAGCCAGCGGAUGGGUGUAUUCAGUGUGAGCGGAUAGGCUGCGUGUAUGAGGAGCAGAAGUAUGAGGCUGGCCAUUCAUUCCGCAUGGACCAAGCCUGCCAAGUCUGCCACUGCCCCAAUAAUGGCGGGAACUUAAUGUGUUCCCUGAUCCCAGACUGUGAUCCAAGGCAAGUCCAUAAACCCAUGCUUGCAACUACCACAGGGGAAAGCACACCAUGGAGACAUCAGAAUAAAAUCCAAAAUCUUUUCAACCAUCAAGGCUCAAGGAAUCCCUUCUCCAAACCUUUUCCACAGUCAUUCCAUGACAGUCUGUCUCCAUUCAAACCAACCCCAAGUGCCAUGGAUGAAGAAGAGGAGGAGGAGGAGGAGGACUAUGACUAUCCUACUAUAGAUUCCUCAAAGCAACCUCGGCAUGACCUAGCCUCUCCAGCGGAAUCCUACAUUACCUCAGUUUCUGGUCUGGAAAACAGUCCCUCUCACCAAGCCAGGGGAACCAAGCAGGAGCUUAAAGAGAGAUUUGGUGUUCAUGAAGCAGCAACCUUACGUGAAGAGAGGACAGAUGGGGCAAAAUAUAGUCGCCAUAAAGUGAACUCUACGAAAGACACUUCAGAAGUUUCUGAAGACAAUACUAGAGGAGCACAAAUUAACAUUCCUAAAGUUAGUGCAAACAAAGAGAAAGUCCCCAGCUAUAGAGAUACCACACAUGAAGAACAAUUCUCUGUUUACAGAGACACCACUGUAAAUGAGAGUUUAGGCCCCUAUAAAGACAACAGCAACACAGAGGUUCUUGAGGAGAGUGACAGAGACAGCCUGAGGAAGGCGUCAGAAAAGAUCUAUAAAGAAACCACUGACAGUAAUGAGUUUGAUUCAUAUGAAGACACCACAUACAGUGAAAUAGUCACUGACUCUCCAGUAACUGUAGUUCCAACUAUGCCUCAAACUACAGAGGAGACACAGAUGACAACAACAUGGCAGACUACUGGAGGCAGUUUUUCACCAGUUCAAGUUUACCAUAGCACACCAGAAACAAGGGAAUUUUACAGCACACAAAAAGAAGAGAUGAACGUAAAAGAGCAAAGAAUCUCAUUACAUAAUGUCACAGAGAGUGACAACAAUCAUGAGAAGGAUAAAAUGGUUGACGAACAGGAAAAAUACACUUUUACCAGUUCCCAAAGCAUCUCAAGCAGUGACUAUGCAUCUUCAGCAGCACCUGACAGACCUUUAGAAGAUCACGAAACCAAACCAAAGAUAAAACCAGAGCUGUAUACGAUUCCUCCUGUGAUAUUCAGCCCAACCAGCCAGUCGCUCUUGAGAGUGAAGGAAGAGGAUGGACAGCUUCUAAAUAAACAGUCACAGAGUCUAUUUGAAGUUGCAGAGGAGGUGGAAGAAGAAGAGAAGGAAGAAAGGGAAGAGAAAGACAACACACUCAGUUCCAUUACAAAAACCAGUGAGAGACUGUCUGCUCUGGUCAUAGUGGAGACCUGCUGUAAAGCUGGGCAGAAAUGGGCCUCAGAGAACCAGCACUGCAACCAUCUGACCCCUGUAAUAAAAGAAGACUCUGUCUGUGGGGCUGUUCAGGAGCAUUGUUGUGCAGGUGCACUGAGAGAAAGCAGGUGUUUAACUGGAAUGUAUGCUGCCAGAGCUGGUGAGGUGUGUGAAGAAGACAGCAGCCCACACUGUGGAGAAGAUACCCAAAAGGAGUGUUGCAGCUGCUGUGCACUUGGUUUGCGUCUUCGACGUGAGGGAAAGGGCUGUAACGCACAUCAACACCUUAGCUACCCUUGUGGACACAUUUUCCUCACCUGCUGUGAGGAAGAAGAGGAAGGGCAUAGCACACCUGUACUAAAGAGAAAGGAGAGACCAAUACCUACCACCCUGCCUAAAAAAGUGGCUGACAGACCAUUCCAUAAGCAGUCGCUCUCCAUCGCAGAGUCUGAGCAUACAUCCAACGCUGUGGAGAACCUGGAGGAUGUAGACGAGUGUGAGAGAUUUGAGGGGCAACGCUGCCUUCAUAUCUGCAUCAACACUUUGGGAUCCUACAAAUGUGAAUGCCACCCUGGAUAUACACUGAUGCAGGAUGGACACACAUGUGCACUCGAGAAUACAGAGGAGGACAACAGAGUGACAGAGGAAGACAACGUGUUUACUUUGGCCACACCACCUCAAGAGACCACCCAAAUCACCUCUGUACAAAAUCCAUGUGCAGGUAAUGGCCCAUGUUCUCAGCAAUGCUCUGCUGUGGAAGGACGGGUCCGCUGUUCCUGUUUCCCAGGAUUCUCUCUGAACUCUGAUGGACGGACAUGUGAAGAUGUGGAUGAGUGCAGCAGGGCCACACACACUUGCUCUCCCAAGGAGGUGUGUGUGAACAUGGAAGGUUCCUACAAGUGUGUGCUUCUGAAUGACACGUGCGACGUGGGCUUUAUACACAACCAGAAUAGAGAGUGUGUGGAUGUGAAUGAGUGUGUGACAAACACACACACCUGCCAGCCCAAUGAGCGCUGUGUGAACACAGUAGGAGCUUUCAUGUGUGAGAGGCAGAUUUCUUGUUCAAGUGGCUACCAACUGAGGAAUGGAGUAUGUGAAGAUAUUGAUGAGUGUGCUGUGCGGAGCCAUGACUGUGGCUCGGGAUUCCAGUGCCAGAACACACCCGGCUCAUUCCACUGCAGUCCGAAGCAGCAGCACUGCCUCACCGGCUUCUCUCAGGACCCCCACGGCAACUGUAUCGACAUUGAUGAGUGCAGAGUUGUGAGAGAGCCAUGUAUGGCAGGCUUUAACUGCAUAAACACUGUGGGCUCCUACACCUGCCAGCGCAAGAUUAUAUUAUGCAGCCGAGGAUAUCACGCCAGCCCUGAUGGUUCACGCUGCAUUGAUGUGGAUGAGUGUGCAACAGGAACACACCGCUGUUCUGAGGGUCAGAUCUGCCACAACAUCCCUGGCAGCUACCGAUGUGACUGCCAGACAGGCUACCAGUAUGACGCCAUUCGCCGGCUGUGCAUUGAUGUGAACGAGUGUUGGCGUUACCCAGGACGUCUUUGUUCACAGACAUGUGAGAACACUGUGGGCUCUUACAAGUGCUCCUGCACCACAGGGUUCUCCCUUGCCUUUGAUGGCAAGAAUUGUGAAGACGUUAACGAAUGUGAGAACAAUCCCUGCAGUCAGGAGUGUGCCAACAUCUACGGCUCCUACCAGUGCUACUGCCGUGUGGGAUACUAUUUGAAGGAGGACAGCCACACCUGUGAAGAUAUUGAUGAGUGCUCUCAAAGCAUUGGGAACAUGUGCGCCUUCCAGUGUGUGAACGUUCAGGGCAGCUACCAGUGUGCCUGUCCCCGUCAUGGCUAUACUGUGUCGUCCAAUGGACGCACAUGUCAAGAUAUUGACGAAUGCGCGACAGGAACACACAACUGCUCGACAACCCAAACAUGCUACAACAUCCAGGGAGGAUUUCGCUGCCUGUCCUUUACAUGUCCUGAGAACUAUAGGAAGGUGUCAGACACACGCUGCGAGCGGGUAAGCUGCUUCGGCUCUCAGUGCCAGAACAUGCCCAUCCGCAUCACCUAUUACCAGCUUAGUUUCCAGACUAACAUCAUCAUCCCAGCGCAGAUCUUCCGCAUUGGCCCCUCUCCGGCCUACUCAGGUGAUAGCAUCAUCAUUAGCAUCCCACGUGGCAACGAAGAAGGUUACUUUAGCACACGCCGGCUCAACAGCUUUACUGGAGCCGUGUACCUGCAGCGGCAGCUUCAUGGCCCACGUGACUUCCUCAUCGACGUGGAGAUGAAGCUGAUGCGCCAGGGCACCGUCACCACGUAUCUCACCCGCAUCUACAUCUUCAUCACAGCUCACUCCAUGUGAUGACACUUUCUGUUGCAUCACAUCUGCUUUCAUAAGGUGCUAAGCUCCUGAGGGGGUUGUCAGAAUAUCUCAUUAGCUGCUUUGCUGAACAGAUUUUUGAAAGAAGCUUGUCCAAAAAAGAGGUUUGAUGGUGCUUUGUUUUUACAGGAAUCCAACAGCUUGUGUUCUGUCAUGACUUGAGACAAAAAAAAGGGAAACUGCAAAGACUGACAGAAAUAUUUUGAUUUCCAUCUACAUUUCAUCUAUGUAAUAAUAAAAAUUAUGGUGUGGCCAGAUGUUAUUUUUCCUGAAACAAUUAUGAUUUCUUUGAAACAUUUUCUAUAGUGAAUCAUUUAUGUUUUUACAAAGCAGUGCUUCCUGGCGGGGGAAAACAGUGGAGAGGAUGGAGUGGUAAAUAACAUGGAUCCUUAAUCCUUCUUCACGCAGUGCUGCAUCCCUUUAUUUCAGUCACUAUAAAAGUUUCAGUCAGUCUGGGAACAAUUAGUUACUGUACUCUAAAAUGUAACGAGUUGCAUCGAUAUAUACUACUAAUGAAUACAUUGACAGCACUUCUUUUCAAUAUCAAAGGCAAAUAUUGCAAAAACAUCUUUUGUAAUCACUGUGAUUAAUAUUUUGCAACUGAAAGGAUGUAUAAUGUUUUUUUUUUGUAAUAUUUGUAGUUUGCUUGUUCUGUUUGUAUCUGUUAAUGCAAGGCACAUUUGACACUCAGACUUGGAGUCUGUGUGAGCUACAAUACAGCACUGAGGACAUUACGUUUCUAAGACUUUUUGUAUGGAAGUAUUGUUUUUUGCUUUCUAUAUCUAUUUCUGUAUGUUAUCUAAUCCUCUCAGGGUAAAAGCAUCAUAUCAUUUGUUAAUCCCAUCUUCACAGUGUCUAAGCGAUUACCAAAUCACCACUCAUUCGAUAAACAAACAAUAAAUAACAGACCCACAAUGA